Molecule: messenger RNA, 893 nt
Organism: Camellia sinensis
Lineage: Eukaryota; Viridiplantae; Streptophyta; Magnoliopsida; Ericales; Theaceae
Gene: MIA40
Product: Cox19-like CHCH family protein
Biological process (GO): protein import into mitochondrial intermembrane space
Cellular component (GO): mitochondrial intermembrane space
Molecular function (GO): protein-disulfide reductase activity
Source: RefSeq, a predicted model, not a curated record
GAAGAAAGAAAAAGAAGUCUGACGCUCUACGCUGGUUUGCUCUACUCCUACUUACAAAAACACAAACCAGCACCCCAAAAACAAGUGAUUUGCAUCGAUCUUAAACCCAUUGCGGAAAAAGAAAAGAACUAUUGGGGGGUUUUGUUCGUCUACUGCUGCCGCACCAUUGUGUUCAAAUGGGUCAAGUCCAAAGCGAUGCAGCCGAUUCUCCUCCUCCUCCUCCUCCUCAUCAUCAUCAAUCGGAGCGUUUGUCAUCGUCAUCGCCGGAAACCAAUCAACCUGCUUCCAUGGAAUCUCUAAUCGCUGAAGCUGCUGCAUAUGGCAACGAUGAGAAUGCGUCUCUUGAUGCGAAAGCUCAGAAGGCACUAGAAUGCCCUUGUAUAUCUGACUUGAGGAAAGGGCCAUGUGGUACCCAGUUCUCAGAGGCUUUCCUCUGUUUUCUGAAGAGCACUUCUGAAGAAAAGGGCUCGGAUUGCGUGCAUCCAUUUGUGGCUUUGCAGAGUUGUAUCAAGGCUAAUCCCAAUGCAUUUUCAAAGGACGUUUUAGCUGAUGAUGACAAUGAAGUCAAGAAAGAAGCCGAGGCAACCCAAGAGCAAAGAGUCAUCCCUCCCUUAUGGGCUGUAGAAUCACAAAAGCCAAAGCCCAAGCUUUAGGAAAAUAUUUACUUUAUUUUAUUUUAUUUUAUUUUAAUGCUAGGCAAUCCAUUUUCUGACAAUCAUAAAUUUCAUCCCAAUAGUUCCAUCUUCAAUCUAUUUCUUGCAAUUUUGAAGAUUUAGCUUUUUUUCUCUGAAAUAUUAAAUAGAAAUACUCUUUUUAUUUCAGAUGAACUCCGAAGACCUAAAGCUAAACAAUAAGAGGCAUAAAUUAUGAAAUAUAUUUAUUAUUUCUUUCCA